AUGAGGCCCUCGAUACUAUGGCCAAUUGUGUUGGCCAUCUUCGGCUGGUGUGCCGCCGAAGAGGACCCAUGCGCGAAAGCGCCGACCGAAGCCGCAAAAAUUAUGUGCCGACAACUUCAUCGAUGGGACGAUGGGGCGAGGGCGGCUUCGAAAAAAAAGAAAAUCGCCCUUCCGCCGGGUCUCGCCAAAGGAAUGGCGGCCGAAUUGGCGCCGAUCGCCUCCAAUAUUUAUCAGUGCAUGGAUUUGCCGUGCCUUUGCUCAUAUCUCAGAGGAACCGCUUCGAACGGCGGCUGCACUCUUCCGAACGGUCAGCCGCUUCGGAAGGCCAUCCGAAAAGAGUACCGAUUGAUGACUGAUGAUGAGAGGCAGCGUCUUCACAACGCUUUCAGAACGUUGAAGAAUAACGGCGAGUACGAUCGACUCGGUCGAAUCCAUUCGCAGAUGAGCGCUGCUGGCGGCGCCCAUUCGGGUCCCGCAUUCCUUCCAUGGCACAGAGAGUUCAUCAAAAGGGUGGAAUUCGCUUUGCGACAAGUCGACCCAUCGAUUUAUCUUCCUUAUUGGGACUCAACACUUGAAAGCAGCCUUCCAAGGCCAGCCGACUCGAUACUUUUCAGUGAAUACCUUGCGGGUAGCGCGAAUGCUCAAGGAAUGGUCUCGUCGGGACCAUUUAAUUCGUGGAGGACCUUGGCGGGACGUCCCAAUAUUCAACGAGCGGUCGGAGCACAAGGCUCCGGCUUCACACAGGCCGACAUUGAUUUCGUGAUGCGACAGACGCAAAUCGAUCAGGUGCUCUCAUUCACCGCGCCGCGACAAGGAUGCCCGUUCCGAACCGACUUCAACUGUUUGGAGUACACGCACGGAAAUGUGCACAUUUUUGUCGGCGGCGACAUGUUCGACACGGCCACCUCGUCGAACGAUCCCGUCUUCUUUUUCCAUCACUCGUUCGUCGACUUCAUUUGGGAGAUGUGGCGACAGGCGAGACAAUCGAGAGCCGAACGCGAGAUCGCGUUUCCGCCUGACAAUCAGUUGUGCUCGUCGCCGCAGCAUUUCGGCGCCGCCGCGAUGCAACCAUUCACUCCAAUGAGAAACAUUGAUGGAUUGUCGAAUCUCUUCACGGAUAAUUUGUAUGAAUACGCCCCACGGCCAACAUGUCGUAAUGGCGAUUGUGGAUCCAAAUAUUUGUUCUGCGAUCUGGUUGCCAAUCGAUGCGUAUCGCGAAUUCGACCAGGAGCCAGCUGCACUCAGUUCCGUGUGAAUCCAUGCUUUUCGGGAGUCUGCCAAAAUGGCGUCUGUGUUCUUUCGCGAACCGCUCCGCCAACACCGCCUCCGGCAACGGCGGCGCCGAAUCCGACACCGGUGCAAACUCAAGAAUCGUGCUUCAACGAGAAUCAGUGUUGUGCGACAUGGGCGGCGCGCGGCGAGUGCACUCGCAAUUCGGCGUAUAUGAGCGAAUGGUGCAAAGCGAGCUGCGGAUUGUGCAAACCGAAAUAUCGUCUCACCGAUGAUUGUUCCGAUCGUCAUUCAAACUGCGCGGCAUGGUCGAGAGCUGGCGAAUGCACAAAGAACACGUUGUGGAUGAGCGAGAACUGCAGAAGGAGCUGCAGCAAGUGCGGCAGGACUCGAGCACAAGAGUGCGGCGGUGGAAGCACCAGAGUUACCACCACAGUGGCCCCAGCGGAUCAAUGCGACAACUCCGACGGAUGCUUCAACGAGAAUGUGUGCUGCUCGGUGUGGGGACUCAUGGGCCAAUGCCGAGCGAAUCCGUUCUACAUGGCCUGCAAUUGUCGCGUUUCAUGCGGCCAUUGCUAUCCGAACGAUUACAAUUAUGGAUCAUGCGUCGACUAUCACAACUCGUGCGCUGGAUGGGCGCGUGCCGGCGAAUGUCAAAAGAAUCCAUGGAUGGCGGAGAAUUGCCGAGCCAGCUGCAAUAGUUGCUAUUCGCAGAGUGAGCUUCGCCGAAUGUGCGGCAAUCGCGCCGGCGCUGUCGCCCCCGUGGCGCAAGCCCGAGCCCAGAACACACGUCCGCCGCCACCUCGCGGCGGUUGGGGCAACGAUGACGGCGGUUUUAAUGGUGGCGGAGGCUGGGGUGACGGCGGCGGCGGCUGGGGUCGUGGCGGUUGGGGUCGUGGCGGCUGGGGCGGCGGUGAAUUCGGUGGCGGAUGGGGCGGAGGCGAUUGGGGAGGCGGUUGGGGAAAGAAGCGAUCGACAUGA
Caenorhabditis bovis is the source of this 2211-nucleotide messenger RNA. The record is from the annotation of a GenBank genome assembly. NCBI's taxonomy places the organism in Eukaryota, Metazoa, Nematoda, Chromadorea, Rhabditida, Rhabditidae.